Messenger RNA from Penicillium waksmanii, 1053 nucleotides. RefSeq names its product RING finger domain protein. The transcript has 5 exons. The record is from RefSeq and is a predicted model, not a curated record. Gene Ontology annotation, molecular function: zinc ion binding; ubiquitin protein ligase activity. Bases 1 to 1053 code for a protein of 350 amino acids. Lineage: Eukaryota; Fungi; Ascomycota; Eurotiomycetes; Eurotiales; Aspergillaceae.
AUGGGUAUCCCAAAGACACUCCUACCCGCCCAAGACGAUCUUUCCGAGCCAACCUCACCCAAGUUGCCUGCCAGGUCGACCAAGUCUUCAGUCACAACCCGGAGUAGGAAGGCCAAGAAUGAAGAUGAUCUGCCAUACCAUCCCCCGAGCAGGAAAGGCAAAAGACGUGCUGUUGAUCAGAACCCGGCUACAGAGUCAAAGUCAACUGGUUCCACCGACCCGGCCGUGGACGUGAGCCCGCCUCCCAAGAAGAAGGCGAAGACCCGAGCCAAAAAGGACAAGGCUGAUGGUGGCGCUGAGAAACGAAAAAAACCAUGGCUGGACGAGGCUCCCAUCGAACACAAGGUGAAGCUCAUGCGACUAGCCAGCAAGAUUUCACGGUAUCUGCCCUUGAAUCCUAACCUCCCCCUCCCCAUAGUUUCGGAGAACCCACACAUCUCAUUUGAUAUCAUAGGGUCGACGGGGAAACUCUAUAAAACUACCAUCAAGGAAGUGUCCUUCUGUGACUGCCCGGACUCGAGGUAUCGCCGGAGCAUGUGCAAGCAUAUCAUAUAUGUGCUAGUGCGUGCUUUGAAGGCCCCCGCCGAGCUUCAGUACCAGCAGGCCUUCCUCCCAUCGGAGCUCCGUUCCAUGCUCGAAAAUGCUUCCCAUAGCCUCCGAAUUGACGCCCCGACGGGAACAGCCGCAGAAGAGAACAACGGCACCCGCAAGUCCAUCGAGGGCGACUGCCCGGUCUGUUUCAUGGAGAUGACCCCCGAUGAGAAGAUCGUCUGGUGUAUGGCUACAUGCGGAAAUAACAUCCAUGGCGAAUGCCUGAAGCGGUGGGCUGCUGUUUCUUGUGAUAGUGGUCUGCGCUGUGUUUACUGUCGUUCUCCCUGGAAGACCGCAAAAGAGCUCGCCACUGGCCUCGAUCUCGAGGACCUCUGCCCACAGAAGAAAAGGCUCGGCCCUAACAGAUAUGUCAACCUCGCCGAGGAGUAUGGCAUUGUCCCCAGCCCGAAGAAAGGGGCCGGUGGUGGAGGUGGAAAGGAGGUUCCUGGAUUUUCCCAGUAG